AUGGCGGCUCCUGAAUCGAACCCUGCGGUUGCCGCUCCAGCGACAGUCGACCAGCGGAGCACUGUGGGGUCGGCAGAACAUGACAAAGAGGCUCAGUCGGAUCAAGUUGGACGAGAAAUGACUCCAGAAAAUCUGGAAGGGAAGAGCGCUUGCACUGGUGAUAAGGGAGGACUCAACCGCAAGAGAAAGAGGGGAGGACACGAAGACUCGUUCUUCCCGAAAAAGAGGGACGAAAUGACGCCGGAACAGCUGAAACAAAGAAUCAAGAGGCAGGUGGAGUACUACCUCUCUGACGAAAGUCUUACUUUCGAUACAUUCUUCCAAAGCAAAAUGCGCGAGGCCGCGCAACAGGGAAAAGGAGAGGCACUGGAUCUUCGCUUCGUGUUGAGCAGCCCUCGAAUCAAGUCUCUGAAUUUGACCAAGGCAGAAAUCCUCGCCGCGAUUGCAGAUUCGACUCUCGUCAAAGUGAAGGAAGAGGCUGACGGCACAACGUUGCUCUACCGCGAAACGCCUCUGCCCGAGCUGCAAGAACGACCGCAGCGAGGAGCUGCGGGAGGCCGCCGAGAAGACGGAGGCGCUGGCGGAGCCUUCAGGAUUCCGCAGGGAAUCGGCAAGGACCCGCACGCUGCAGGAGUCUUUCUCAAGCUGUGUGACAUUCCGGAAAAUGUCCAACAGUGGCAGCAAGUCAAGGAUGCUAUCAAGGAGAAACUGCCUGGGGAGGUCUUUGUGAAAUUCGUUUCCAAAAUCGACGAAGUGUCGGUUGCCGGGGACAAGAAGACGCGCCGGUGCUGGGUCUAUCUCGGCCCGUUUGAGAACGACCGCGAGACACUCCAAAAGAUGCAGCCGAUCAAAAUCCCCCUCGGCGAAGGCGAGGCAGAGGCGCACAUUUUGACAGACCAGGAGGUUCGCCUUUGCGUGCAAGAUCUUCCCCCGAGGAUCCGGAUGGCUCGGGAGAAAGAUCUCCAGACCCUCAGAAGGCAACUCGCCGCGCUGCCUCUCUCGUUGGGAGGCGUGCCGUUCAAGAGCGUCGAGCACCUGCGCAUGUGCAUGGCGGAGUUCCUGCAGAAGACGCCGGUCGACCAGGCGUUGAAGCCUAACUCCGCUGCUGAGAAGGCCGUCAAGAGUCUGCUCGACUACCACCCGAAGGCGUACAUGAAGAAGGGCGGUCGCGACCGGGAAGUCGUCGGCAUCAAAGUCGGCUUGCACGACAAACUCGACAGCCAGUCUGGCGAGCGCAGCAAGUGCUUCUUCGUUGUUCGCAAGAAAAAGGGAGAGGAGCAGAACGAAGAAGACGAAGAGGACUUCUCUGUGAGCAAGUGCAUUUCGGAGUUGGCAAAGGAUCCCCCUUGCGAUGCCGAAGAACUCAACAAGUUGCUGCAAAAACGUUACGAGUCAGUGGCCCAGCAGCGGGCGCAUGCAGCCGAACAGGCGCAGAAAAGGCGCAAGAUUCGCGAAGAAGCUGCGCGGGUGACUGGCGCCGCGGGAGCCGUGGAGCCUGCAGAGACGAGCGCGAAAGAGGCACAGAAGGACGACGGACAGAGUGCCGAUAAGAACACCGAAAACUGCAACUCCGCGUCAACGGAGAGCGCUGCGGGCGGCGCAGGCGAGCAGACAGGCGGCGAGACGGCAGCCAAGGUCAGUUCCCAGAAUGCGGAGUCGAACGCGGAGAAAACCGCGUAG
Neospora caninum is the source of this 1680-nucleotide messenger RNA. Its product is annotated as putative la domain-containing protein. The record is from RefSeq and is a predicted model, not a curated record. Lineage: Eukaryota; Apicomplexa; Conoidasida; Eucoccidiorida; Sarcocystidae. The coding region runs from base 1 to 1680 and encodes 559 amino acids. The transcript is spliced from 6 exons. Gene Ontology annotation, molecular function: RNA binding.